GAACAUGAGCAGCUCGGGCCCCUCUUCGUCAGCAACGACCAGCGCAGCUGCCUCAUCUUCUGCCCUUCCAUCGACCUACUCCUCAUUUCAACCCCCGUCCACCCUCCACCUUCCGCCCAACUCUAUCGCAAUAGAAUACUGCGAUCGCUGUCGAUGGCAGCAUCGUGCUUCGUGGACACAGACUGAGCUGCUUGUCACCUUUGGACCAAAGCCAGCGCCUUCAGCCGCCAUCCUGCCCAAGGUGGAAGAGGAUUCGGCGGGCAGGUUCAGGGUGUGGGUGUACCAUCGUCCCAAUGAGGGGCAAGGGGCAGGUGAGGAGGUGAAAGCGACAUGCAUAUACGACAGGAAGACUAUGGGGCGCUUUCCAGAGAUGAAGGAGCUGAAACAGCUCGUGAGGGAUAUCAUCUCGCCCGGAGCAUCGCUGGGACAUUCAGAUAAAAAGGGAACUGCAGAGCCCGUGACGACGAAAGAGGCUACGCAAUCGGCUGCAGAGCAGGCUGAGACCAAGGCGAGGCAGUGCGAGGAUUGCUAG
Molecule: messenger RNA, 532 nt
Organism: Jaminaea rosea
Lineage: Eukaryota; Fungi; Basidiomycota; Exobasidiomycetes; Microstromatales
Exons: 3
Coding region: 5-532 (175 amino acids)
Source: RefSeq, a predicted model, not a curated record